AUGCCUCUCCCUACAACUGCUCGUCGCGACCUUCGGACCACGGGGGCCCAGACACGCUCGAAGAAGCGCCGACGGGGCUCUGCAGAGCAUGACAAGCUGCCCUCACCUCCGUACUCGACGCCCCAGCCGCCGCAGAAGAUUCCUAAGCAUCAUCACCAGCCCCCCGCGUUCUGGGACAAAUUAUCCCGUGUUCCUUUGGUAUCGGGAGCCUUGUGGGAGUUCAACCGGCGUGAGCGGCUACAACGACGAUCUCGGCUUAUGAGCGCGCCCUACAGGCCGCAAAGCCCCAUACGCCAAAACAGCGUCGAUACCGACCACUGCGACAGGCCAGACCUCGACCUCGAACGAUUCGCAAGGCAAGGUGGUCCUGACCUUUCAGACCUCCGCGGUGCCAUGCCACAGAGCGAUCGAGGGAGGGUUCAGAAGAGUGGGAAACGUGUUCGUGGCCGGAGCAUGGGAAGUUUAGGCAGUCUGUUGAGGACAACAACACAGGACCGCACCAACAAUACAAAGAGCACUGGGCCAUACAAUGCUGCGUUCAAGCAACACCUGGUGGACUGCAAAAUCUGGCCAGUUGGCCAUUAUCUCGAGUCUGGAGAGAAGCCGCCUGCCCCUGAUAAUAUCGAUGAGAUUCGACAAGCACUUCGCGCCCCAAGCCGUGCCUCGCUAGAGCCCGAAUGCUUCACGACGGACCACUUCGAACAAUUCACGAAAGCUUAUUCUCUUGCUGAUGCAGAAGAAGCACGCGGACGGACACUCGAGGUUGUCGAAGGCACACAGCUAGCGCUGAGCUCGUCACACAUCAAGAAGGGCCCUGUCCUGCUGAGCAAUCUUCUCCAACUCACGAUGGACAACGCAGUGCCGGGCAACCCCGACCGAGCGUAUGGGUCGCGCCCGGAACAGCUGGCCCAGUCGGUCCGCAGAGACCCAAGCCUCAACAAACUGAUCUUGCCCACAACUGCACAGAAUAUCCUCUGCCCCAACUUCAUCGUCCAUAUCAAGGGGCCGGCAGGGAACCCUGAAAUAGCCAAGAUUCAGGCUGUAUAUGACGGCGCACUUGCUGCACGUGCGGAGCUUAUUUGCUGCAAGGGCAGUGGAUUCGGAUUCAACAAGGGCUGGCAGUUCAGUCUCAGAAUAUAG
Messenger RNA from Diaporthe citri, 1140 nucleotides. RefSeq lists its product as uncharacterized. Bases 1 to 1140 code for a protein of 379 amino acids. NCBI's taxonomy places the organism in Eukaryota, Fungi, Ascomycota, Sordariomycetes, Diaporthales, Diaporthaceae. The record is from RefSeq and is a predicted model, not a curated record. The transcript has 2 exons.